Molecule: messenger RNA, 5116 nt
Organism: Wyeomyia smithii (pitcher-plant mosquito)
Lineage: Eukaryota; Metazoa; Arthropoda; Insecta; Diptera; Culicidae
Exons: 4
Coding region: 32-4765 (1577 amino acids)
Source: RefSeq, a predicted model, not a curated record
AAUCCGGUUAACCGGCUGGGCGUUUUACACAAUGAAAUUCAUAUCCGCUGUUGAACGCGCUGUGCUAUUGCUAUAUUUAACCUUCCUAUUGUGUGGAAUCUACGCCGAAAGCAGCAAGAGUGGCGGUGGCAGUGGCAGCGGCAGUGGCACCCACGCCGUACAUAAGCAUAGACCCAAACGGUAUGAUGGGGACGGCCCAACAGAACAGGUUUACUAUGUUGACCAAAUAGCAUCUGAUUCUGAGAUAUCGCCCUGGACGUCGAAUCGCAUAAUCGCCAAAACUACUGAAAAUGGUAAACAAUCGCAAUAUAUUAUUAACGUCUCUCCGGAUGAUGAGGUCAUCAUCCACGAUAGGGGCGCAAGCGAUCGAAACUCGGACCAAGAACCGGACCAGGAUCAAUCGCCGCAGGACUUUGUCCAGCAUGCAUUACGACUGCGGGACCAAUUCAAGAAAGGUCCGAACGCGAAAUCUUCAACUCCGCUUCCGGCCAGCUCCUUCGUUGAAUACACCACUAUUAAAUAUGACCACUUUGGACCCAGCAAGACGCCCCUGCAGGCUCACCAUAGCAAACCUGUUCAGGCAAAAGCUCUUCCGCCGCAUUCACAGCAAGGGCAUCUGCCACCGAUCAACUAUCGCUCAAAGCACAUCAAACCGAAACCCACGAAGCCUCCGGGGAACACAGUUACUCCGUUCAGUGACCUAGAAUUGCCUGAAGCUGAACCUACCAGUCCAUACCGAAAGGAAAAACCUAAAGAUGCACCCAAAUCACCGAAGCAUACACCAGUUAAACAACAGGAUACUGCGGCAUCGACUCUUUUCAUACAAAAAGUUAAACCGAUAGAUCCUGUAUUUACAAGCUACAACACACAUCAUAACACAGGAAACAGUUUCAAAGAAUUCCAACAUCUACCCGCGAACGAUGCUCACGGAUCAAGUUCUAUGAUCAAUGUACAAAAAGUGAAACCUCCCGCGGAAGUGUACAAUAGGCAUAAAUCCCACUCUUUUCGUCAUGAGGAUUUAGAUAGCUAUUUUGAGAAGAAACAAAAGAAGCAUGAUUCUACCGAAGAAAUUCGCUACAAACCCAAACACAUCAAAAGUCACGAUCACUCUCUGAAGUCCGAACACCCGACAGAAAACUAUCCGGAAAAGAUUCGACACACAAUGGAACGCCAUCCACUUAGGUAUUAUAAAGAAACGUCCACAGCUGAUCCUUUUGAGAAAUAUUAUAACACGAGACCUUAUGAAUCAAUGAAGUCACAAACAAAGUACGAAACUGACGUGGCUCCUUCGGUAGAAACGUACCGCUACCAACCACCGAAAAGCUAUCCACCAGAAGAAGCAGCCAAAUUUAAAUUUUCUAAAGAGAUCUCAACAACUGCCGAACCAUACAAAUCUUACCACCACGUUAAAACUUACCUAGAUGAUAGUCAAAGAAAUGAAAAACCGAUUAUUAAAUCCACAGCACAUCACGAAGCAACUUUCCACAUGCAACCUAAGCCUCAACAUGAGACAUACGCCAAACCAGAAUCCUAUAGGCCAAACCGUCCCGAACAAAUCCAUGAAGGACACCAUCAAGAAGUCGUAAAAGUAGGACCAUCCUCACGUCCACCAAAAUACUACGAAGAACCUUCUCCCUCACCAAGCUAUGCAAAAGUCACAACCUAUCCUACGCCAGAAAUUUCCAGCUCGCAGCACGCUUACACCCGUUCGAAGGCUCCGGCCAGUGAUCCCUACAAGAUCAAACCGAAUCCCACACCGGAAAUUUCUAUCGUCAGUCACGGAUUCCAGAAACCCUCCUCACCUAGCUUUCCCAAGUACAUUCCAACCAAAAUGCCAGAACUUGAGGGAUCCGGUCUAACCUAUAAGAAAAUAUUUGCCUCAUCAGAACCCGUCUCAAACUACAUUCCGUCCUCUACCCAACAGACCUUCAGUCCCGAAUACCCGAAGACAUUCUCUCUCGCUCCCACAACGUACUCCCCAAAGUUCCCCAGCUCGGUAACGCCUGACAGUUUUGAUUUUACGCAUAUGAGCGAACCUCCAAAAUCAUUCGCCAAGUACAGCGAACCUACAUCAUCCACCAAAGUGUACGGCACUAUCAUCCCUUCAGAACAACCGUUCCAAACGCUCAGCACCAAAAUUGUUAUGAAGCCCUCGCCCACUGAGCUGUCCCUCUCGGAUGCCAGCACACAAUCCCUUCAGAAUCGUACCACAAGCGUAGAGUUCAAACCGUCCCCCACGGAGGAACCCAAAACCGAGUACUACACCAAUCCAGCGGUUACAACCUACUACGUGUUUGCCAACGGCACGGAGAUCAAUCUCGGAAACGAUCCAUCCAAGAUCCCACCAGAGUUUCGUGUAUCUCCAGGAGAUGCUUCAUACAUUAGUUCGAACUACUCCACCAAAUUGGCUGAAGAUUUUGCAAUGAAAUACAACUGGGACACCAUCCCCAGCUCAAGUGACUUUUUCGUUACUCCAGAGGCUGCCGUAAGAGAUGGAAAGGUUGAAUACGUUCUGCGUGAGAGGAAAAAGGGAAAACCUUCUGUAUAUUCAAAGUCCUCCAAACCAGUCAAAACCCUUACCAUCUAUAGAAAUACGCAUCGAUCGGGGGACGAAAGCGACAUGGAGAGCGGAUUUGAACCGUCCACUCACUUCGGAAAGCCCGACGAGGUUCCACAAAUCAGUGACAAACGAGGUGAAGUGACGGAUGACGAUGAGGAUUUUUUCUUCGCUAAUGGUGAAGUUAUUCUACAGGAUGAUCCAAGCAAAGCUUCCAAAAAGAACGCGUUCUAUAUACCGCCUGGAUUGCAGCAGCCAGGAGCGGGUGUAAUGUUGAAGUUGGCUCCUCAGCAGCAGCAACAACAAUCACAACAAUUGCAGGACCAACAAAUUGCCGAUAUGGACAUGAGCGGGGAACCAUCCAAGAAGCAAUACUUUGUAUUGUAUCAUAUUGAGGAUAAUAAAAAGAAACAUCAAAAACCUACGACCACAACUCAACCUCCUCCAACACCAGCUCCGGUGAAACAAGAAAUCCACUACCAUUAUUCCGAAAAAGAGAACGAAGAUCCGGAUGUAACUCAUGAACACUUCAAUUACCAUCAUGAAGAAACGGUCGAAGAUGUCGAUGAUGACAUUCAGCAUCAUUAUAUCAAUCAAAACCUAGGAAAGCUAAACUUUCGUCCAAACAUCGCACAUCCAUCCUACAAGUUCAAAGACAGCUCCGCCUUAGGUAGUGAUUCAUCCGUCCGAAUAGUUGAUCCUGUCACAAAACAUGGUCGACCCAUGGAGAUCACCAAACAGGAAUAUGUGCGACACGUUCAGAAUGCCGUUCUGAAAUACAUGAAGCAGCUGCAAGACGAAGGUCGACUACCGGCAAUUCUGGCUCGCGACCAUGAUUCGGACGAAACGCAGAAAACUUUCGAUGAGCUUGACAUUUCAGCACUUCUGAACGAAAACAACGCCAAACACAAGUUCCACCUAAACACACCGGUCAAAGUCAAUCUUCCCACCACUCCUAGUCACUACAAACCAAUGAAGACCGUUCCUAGUUCAAGCACGUACAAACCGGUAACAAACAUUAAAUUCCCAAAACAAACGUACCCGGCUGGUAAGCCCUUAAAAAUGGCUAUCGAAAGCCUACAAGAACAAUUGGGAAACAGCGUCGAUUUGACCGUGAAAGGAACAAAAGGACAGGUGAAGCCUGAUCUCUCCGCUAUAGACGUUGGUCAGUCGUACCUGCACGGACCUCACUACGAUCCGCCAACGCCAACGCCAACUCCAACCGUCGUCCACAUACCGCCCCAGAAGACGAAGCUUCACUUCAACCAGCAGACCUACCACGACAUCAACUCACUGACGAACGUAAAAGAAACCCAGAGUCUGAAACCUGCCGCUGCGUAUUCGUCCAUCAAAGGAGGAUCGGCCAAUGUUGGAGCUUCGAUCAGCUUCGGCGGUAGCAAGAGUCCACCACACUUAGAUGACCCCAAGCUUGGACCGGAGGCACUCGAUGCACCGAUCCAAAUCAUCAACGGUAUUCCCAUCACAAAUCCCUACAACAUUGAUAUCAACACCUUGAGGUACAUGUUGGGUGGCUUGGCACAAGCGCAGGUUGAGCAACAGCAGCAGAGCUCCAAACAUCCGGAGCCCACCAUCAAACUAAAAGGUUCCAACUGGAUGUCGCUGCCUACGGUCGCAAGCCCGGCACAGGUCUUCUCCUCCAACAUGCCUACCUUCCACCACUCACCAUCGGAGGCAAACAACUACAAAUACAAUGCCAACUUUGACAGCAGUAAUUUCAAAAUUAAGAUUCCCAAAAAUGUCAAAGAUUUCAAAAUGAAACCGGCGAGUGGUAGCGAUUCCAUCGGUUCGACAUCGAUGAGUUACGCCUCCUGGGGAGAUCCACUGCGCCAAAAUCGACAAAUUAUACCGCAACAACAGCAACAACAACAACUGUUACAACAACAACUGUUACAACAACAACAACAGCAGCAGCAGCAUCAUCACCACCACUUGCAGCAACACCCGCAGCACCAGCAACAACAUCUACUGCAGCAGCAACAGCAGCAGCAGCAGCACCAGCAACAACUUCGACCGAAUCGUGAGUUCAAUCCAGAACUGUUCCUCAACCCACACGGUAAGUACGUGGGUCCCAUCAUGAACAAAAAGAACGGACCACCCGAUCGUAAAAGCAUAAUUAAACCAGUGCCAGCAGCCAAGGUGAAAGUGACCAAGUUGGACACCAAUCUACGGCCACCGCCACCCCGGUAGGGAGCGUUGGUUACCCCAGCACCAGCGGGAGGUCUUGUUAAAUGUGGGUUCUGCCACGAGCUGCGAGACCGAUGGGUGCAAUAGUUAGUGAUUUCGUAUUUUGUUGUAGAUAGGCCAGUUAGGAAUAUGUUUUAGAGUAUUUAAUUGUUUACCUUGUAUGUAAGUGGCUUUCAAGACGUAUCUCUCUUCGCUUUCGAUCAAUUUUAAACUGUGUAAUUUAUUGAGAUUACUUAUAAUUUAUUAAAACUCUUUUUAUUCAUUAAUACAGCUAUUGUAUAGAGAAUGACGAGUCACGCUUUCAGCGAUACACAGAAUCUGUAGAAUAAAUAAGACUUUCCAAGUAUUACAAAA